Molecule: messenger RNA, 1422 nt
Organism: Trypanosoma conorhini
Lineage: Eukaryota; Euglenozoa; Kinetoplastea; Trypanosomatida; Trypanosomatidae
Product: Pre-mRNA-processing factor 17
Exons: 1
Coding region: 1-1422 (473 amino acids)
Biological process (GO): mRNA splicing, via spliceosome
Cellular component (GO): catalytic step 2 spliceosome
Molecular function (GO): protein binding; mRNA binding
Source: RefSeq, a predicted model, not a curated record
AUGUACUACGACCCCGCCCCACCCGUCAGGGCCGAUGUCCUGCAGCGUGUGGCGCGUCAGCUGGGAGACGUGGCAGCGGGCAACACGCCCCCGCCCCUGCCGGAAGCUGACGACGACGACGGCGGCGACGGCAGCGGCCUCCUACUGCACCUGGCGGCCACACCGGAGGACGUUAUGCGCGCGUACCCGCCCCCUCCGGCGCAGCUGGCGGUGGAUGACGGGGCCGCAGCGACGCCGGAAAAGCAGCAGCAACGGGAAGAGGACAGGGCGGCGCAGAAGCGGCCGCGAAGUCUUCCUCCCGACUCGCGCCAAGCCACCGCUGCGGAGCGGCAGAGCAAGGACAAGGACGAGAAGGCGUCGUCCCUGUCCUCCUCCUUCACCCCGCACGUGCAGUUUGACCCGUCGUUUGUGCGCACCGACUACUUGGGGCGAUCGUUUCUGCAGCCGCCGCCCUCGCUGCUCGCCGCGCUGGAGUCGCGUGAGCAGGAGUGCCGGCCGCCGCGGCAGAUGAAGGGAGGCUGGGGCAAGCACGCCGCCGGUAUUCAGCAGCUGCAGUGGGUGCCCCCUGUGGGGCAUUUGUUGUUCGCGGCGGACCUAAAGGGCGAGGUGCGCCUCUACGAGGCGAUGGCGUCGCGGAGGUGCAUCGCGACGUUUGUGGCCCACACCCAGCCGGUGAAGUCGCUGGAGGUCACGCCGGACGCCGCCGUCAUGUCCACCGGCUCCGUGGAUGGCACCGUGGCGCUCUGGGACGUCGAGCGCGGGGUCUGCCGCGACGUCCUGACAAACGCGGAGGGGCUGCCGUGUGUGCAGCACCUGCAUCACCCGUUCGACACCGCCGCCCUCAUCCUCGCCGCGCUGGACCGCAAGAUUGUGCUCUACGACGUGCGGGCGAGCGCCCAGAAGUACCAGCGGGAGUACACGGGGCACAUGGGCACCAUCUUCAACCUCAGCCUGCUGAGCGGGGGGAGGAAGCUGCUGACGACGGCGGAGGACAAGACGCUGCGCACGUGGGACUUCCGCGUCCCGGUGCAAAUCAAACAAAUCGCGGAUGUCUCCAUGCACGCCAUCACGCACGUCGUCCACCACCCGACGGAGGACAUGCUGGUGGCCCAGUCGCUGAACAACCAGGCACUCGUCUUCGCCGACAGCGGCGGGGGGCAGGUGAAGCUGCUGCGGCACCGCGUGUUCAGCGGCCACACCAUCUCUGGAACGCGGUGCCAGCUCGCAUUCAGCCCGGACGGCCGAUUCCUGUCGAGUGGCGACAUCCACGGCAAACUCUUCAUAUGGUCGUGGGCCACGUCGGAGCUCGUGCGCUCCUUUCCCGCACACACGCAAACGCUGGCCUCCCACCUGUGGCACCCAACGGAGCCGUCGCGUGUCGUCACCUCGGCGUGGGAUGGGACGAUAAAGAAUUGGGGCUGA